Molecule: messenger RNA, 465 nt
Organism: Entrophospora sp. SA101
Lineage: Eukaryota; Fungi; Glomeromycota; Glomeromycetes; Entrophosporales; Entrophosporaceae
Source: the annotation of a GenBank genome assembly
AUGGCCAUUGCUGUUGAGUCUAAUGAAUUAAAUAUGGAUAUUUGUGUAGAAAAAGUCAAUGAAUUGAAUAAAAAUGUUUGUGUAAAAGAAGUUGAUCAAUUGACUGAUGCUAUUGAGCCUAAUGAAUUGAAUAAGGAUGUUGGUGUCAGUGUAGAAGUCAAUGAAAUGACCGUUGCUGUUGAAUCUAAUGAAUCGAAUAAGGAUGUUGGUGUAGAAGUUAAUGAAGUGGCUGAUGCUAUUGAAGUUAAUGGAAUGGCUGAUGCUAAUGAAUUGAAUAAGGAUGUUUGCAUAGAAGUUAAUGAAUUGAUUGGCGCUGUUGAGACUCACGAAUUAAAUAAAGAUGUUAGUGUAGAAAUUACCACAAACGUUAUCAGAUCAUCAACAAUAACAUCAAAUCAAUCACAAAUUAAAAAAUUUACCAUGGAAGAUUAUUUAAGAGAUUUGGGUGAACAAGAAAAUUAUUGA